AUAGGAUCGACAGGUGAAAAGGAAACUGAAGCCAGGUGAAGUGAAGGCGAGACAUGGGGAAAGGCUUCUUCAUCAGUAAAACCGUGGCAGCAAUCUGUGUGGUUGCAGCCAUCGGCGCCGCGGCCACCAUCAUAGCCCUCUCAGUGGUGUAUGAUCAGGAGAAAUCGAAGAAUCUAGAUGCUCCCGUAACCACCGCUGAACCCGGCACCACCACCCAGCCCACCACACCCUCCACCCCAAAGCAGCCCUGGCAGCUCUACAGACUUCCAGAUUCUCUGUCUCCUGUCUCCUACAAUGUGACCCUGCGGCCUCAGCUGAAGCCCAACAACGAUGGCCUCUACAUCUUCAGCGGACACUCCACAGUGGUGUUCACAUGUGUGAAGGAGACCGAUCUCAUCCUCAUCCACUCCAACAAGCUGAAUUUCACAAUGUUUGAGGGACAUCACGCAGUGCUGAGGGGCGUGGAUGGAGCUUCUGCACCCAGCCUGAAAACGUCCUGGCUGGAGGUUCCUACCCAGUAUCUGGUGAUCCAGCUCAGCAGCCCUCUGCAGGCCGGCAGCACUUAUGAGCUCUUCACAGAGUUUGUUGGCGAGCUGGCCAAUGACCUGGGAGGAUUCUACAGGAGUGAAUACGAAGACGAUGGGGUGAAAAAAGUUGUGGCCACGACUCAAAUGCAGGCGACAGAUGCGAGGAAAGCCUUCCCCUGCUUCGAUGAACCAGCAAUGAAAGCCGUCUUCCAUGUGACUCUCAUUCACCCUCAUGAGACGGUGGCUCUGUCCAACUCCAUGAACUAUGAGCCUGUGAACAUCACCACCUCAGAUGGUAUGGAUUUAAUCCAGACGAGCUUUGAACCCACAGAGAUUAUGUCGACCUACCUGCUGGCUUUCAUUGUGUGUGAUUUUGGAUACGCUCGCUCAGACCCUGGUGCAGAGAUUUUGAUCAGGGUCUGGGCUCGCAGGAAGGCCAUAGAGGAGGGCCAGGGUGACUAUGCCCUGGAAAAGACUGGACCCAUACUGUCUUUCUUUGAGAAGUACUACAACAUUUCCUACCCCUUGCAAAAGUCAGACCAGAUCGCUCUUCCUGACUUCAGUGCUGGAGCCAUGGAGAACUGGGGCCUGAUCACCUACAGAGAGACCGCACUUUUAUAUAAUCCUACAGUGUCAUCUAAUGGAGACAAAGAGCGGGUGGCAACGACCAUCUCCCAUGAGCUGGCUCAUAUGUGGUUUGGGAACUUGGUGACCACGAGGUGGUGGAAUGACCUGUGGCUUAACGAGGGAUUUGCCACCUACGUCUCUUAUCUGGGAGCCAACUACGCUGAGCCAAACUGGAAUAUGAAAGAGUUAAUAGUUUUGAAUGAGAUCUUUGACGUGCUGGCUGUGGAUGCUUUAACCUCCUCCCAUCCACUCUCAUCCAAAGAGGAGGACAUCAUGAAGCCGGAGGACAUAAAUGCACUGUUUGACACCAUCACAUACAACAAGGGAGCUGCAGUUCUCAGGAUGCUCUCCAGCUUCAUCACUGAAGACGUCUUUUCCAAAGGACUCCAUACGUAUUUAGAGGAGUUCAAGUAUCAAAACACAGUCUACCAAGACCUGUGGAAGCACCUUCAAAUGGCAGUGGAUGAAACUGGCAUACGGCUGCCCCACUCUGUGGAGGCGAUUAUGAACCGGUGGAUCCUACAGAUGGGAUUCCCAGUGGUCACCAUCGACACCAAGACUGGAAAUGUCAUUCAGAAACACUUCUUGUUAGACUCAAAUUCUGUAGUGAACAGACCUUCAGAUUUCAACUACGAGUGGUUUGUCCCCAUUACCUGGAUUAAGAAUGGCGUAGCUGAAGAUCAGUUCUGGCUUCUUGACAAAGAAGCAACAAACUCAAACAUGACUCUUGGUGCUGAUGAUUGGUUGGUAGCCAACAUAGACAUGAAUGGCUUUUAUAGAGUAAAUUAUGAUUCUGGAAACUGGGAGCGCCUCCUUGCCAAGCUGGGUACCCAACAUAAGGAUAUUCCAGUGAUUAAUCGAGCUCAGAUUAUCGACGAUGCCUUUAACCUGGCAAGGGCAAAGAUGAUCGACACAACUCUGGCUCUAAGAACUACCGAGUUCCUCAAAAAGGAAGUGGAGUAUAUACCCUGGCAGACUGCCGUUCGCAACUUGGACUACUUCUACCUCAUGUUUGAUCGCAGUGAAGUGUAUGGACCCAUGCAGGCUUACAUAAAUAAUCAGGUCACGCCUCUGUUUAAAUACUUCGAAACGCUCACCGACCACUGGACAAAGAUCCCUGAUAAUCACACCGACCAAUACAAUCAGGUGAUUGCAAUCUCCUGGGCCUGCAAAACAGGAGUGCCAGGUUGUAAGGAGCUGACGACCACGUGGUUCAAGGAGUGGAUGCAAAACCCUGAUAAUAACAGGAUUAGCGCCAACUUGAGGUCCACGGUGUAUUGCAAUGCAAUUGCAGAAGGAGGAGUGGUGGAGUGGGACUUUGCCUGGAGCAUGUAUAAGAAUGCUACAAUCGCCUCAGAGGCUAAUAAACUCUUGCGUGCUCUGUCCUGCACCAAAGAGCCCUGGCUGCUCAACAGGUAUCUGGAAUAUUGUCUGGACCCAGAGAUGAUCCGUAAGCAGGAUGCCUCCGCUACCAUUGUUUACAUUGCCAGUAAUCCAGUUGGACAGUCCCUGGCUUGGGACUUUAUUAGAGCUAAGUGGGAUCUAAUUUUUAAUGACUAUAGUGGAGGAUUUUCCUUUGGAAGACUUAUUGAUGGCGUGACCAGGCGUUUCUCUUCUGAGUUUGAGUAUAAGCAGCUGCUGCAGUUUAAAGAAGACAACACAGACCAGCUCGGCUCAGCUGCCCCAUCCCUUGAGCAGGCACUUGAGAGAACCAAGACCAACAUAGACUGGGUGGUCCUGAACAAGCAACCAGUGCUUGACUGGUUCACAAAUCUCACCUAAAGAUUAUUAACACCAGUUUCACUUUUAAGAUGCACAGUAAAUUGUUCAAAUCUUUACCACAGC
Archocentrus centrarchus (flier cichlid) is the source of this 2999-nucleotide messenger RNA. RefSeq names its product aminopeptidase Ey-like. The record is from RefSeq and is a predicted model, not a curated record. The transcript has 21 exons. Lineage: Eukaryota; Metazoa; Chordata; Actinopteri; Cichliformes; Cichlidae. Gene Ontology annotation, molecular function: peptide binding; zinc ion binding; metalloaminopeptidase activity. Gene Ontology annotation, cellular component: plasma membrane; cytoplasm. Gene Ontology annotation, biological process: peptide catabolic process; proteolysis. Bases 54 to 2936 code for a protein of 960 amino acids.